Molecule: messenger RNA, 723 nt
Organism: Papaver somniferum (opium poppy)
Lineage: Eukaryota; Viridiplantae; Streptophyta; Magnoliopsida; Ranunculales; Papaveraceae
Exons: 3
Coding region: 1-723 (240 amino acids)
Source: RefSeq, a predicted model, not a curated record
AUGGUUUCACAGGCUUAUUCUACCAAAAAAAAAUGGGAUAUUAUUGGAGAAGUUGUUGUUGAUAUGACCCAAACCUGCUUUAGAACAGGGCAUAUUGCAAAAGUAUUCAAUCAUACCAAUAUUGCUCUUAUCCCUAAAGUCCCUUUAGAAGAGUUGGUUAAAACCCUUUAUGAACAAUACAUAUCCCAAAAUCAAAGUGCCUUCAUUCCAAAGAGGAGUAUUUCUGAUAAUAUUCUUCUAGCAAAUGAAGACAUAUAUUCUGUUAAUCAUAAUGACAAAGUUGAGGGCACUGCUACUAUCAAACUUGACAUGUCUAAAGCUUAUGAUAAAUUGGAGUGGUCUUUUCUUGAAAAAGUUUUGAGAAAAAUGGGUUUAGCUGAAAAUUGGAUAAAACUCAUAUAUCAAUGUGUCUCUACUGUCUCCUAUUCUGUUCUUUUAAAUGAUAGCCCUACAGAUAAUCUUCAAAGAAAUGGUACUCUGAGGGGUAUCAAAGUUUGUAAAAAUGCCCCUGCGACGACUCAUUUGCUUUUUGUUGAUGACUCUCUUCUGUUCACUUCUGCUACCACAAAAAACUUCACUGCUAUAAAAAACUACCUUCAAAAGUACUGCCUAACUUCUGGGAAAGAAAUUAAUUUUGAUAAGUCUGGUAUUUUAUUCAGUGGAACAAUUUCUGAACAUAGGAAGGCCUUUUUGGCUAACAUUCUGGAGAUUCAAAGCAUAUAG